AUGGACUUUUCGUUAAUUUUAUGGAGUUUGAAGAGAGUUGCUUGGCCACCACCGUCUGAAGAAGCCACUUUUCAUCAACCUGUUGAGCAGCAGAAUGCUCCACCACAGCAGCAGCAGCAAAUAAGUCAGCAACAAUCGCUUCCUGUACAGAACCAACAGGUUCUUCAGAAAAACAUUCAAUCGACAGCAAAUUAUGCACCAGUCGCUUUGAAUCAACCGCCAAAAGCACCGCAACAGCAGCGUCCCGUUUCAAUUCAUAGUUUUAGCUCCCUUCAAAGCCAGGCACCUUCAAAACCUCUCUCUCCCUUGCCAUUGUUGCAAACGAACUCACCACAAUUUCAUAGCCCAGUUUACGGAAGCCCUCGUGGCUGGGCACAUGUUGAUUCACCUCGUUCCCCCAACGUCAAUCACCAGCCGAAAAAAUUUUACAAUACCGCUCCGAUUGCAACACCAUCGUUUGAAAUGACUAAUUCAACAAGUUCAUUGGGACAACCGCAGUAUCAGACAAAUGUUGCUCCACAACCGACUCACGCAAUGCAAGACAAUAUUGCGUCUCAAGCUCCGAGCGCUCCUCAACCCUCUUAUGCUCAGCCUCCUAGUCAACAGUUACCAUUUCAAGGUAAUGCUUUGAGGAAAGAGGCUCCGGUUUCGCAAGAACCACAGCCAAUUUUUUCAUCCCAGCCCGUCGCUACAUCUUUUCAAGGGGGAUCAAACAGACGCGGUGACCUUCGUUGGCCUCCAACGGAAUAUAAACAGCAAGCCGUGGAAGAAAAUGAAGCUCGCAGAAAACUUGCUUUAGGGCCCGCAUUUAGGCCCAAGCGUGCAAACAAAGUAGACUAUAGUCAAUUCUUUGCACAAAAUGCAUUGAGCAAUACUUACCCUGGAUAUCGAAUCCCGCCAACGGUUUACACUACACAUGUCAAUGAAUAAGUUUCAGGCGUGUCGCAAGAUGUUUUCGGAUACCUAACUGUUUGUUUAUGUUUUUUAUGUUCAUAUUUUUGGCAAACCCAAGUUUAUAGUGAAUGGAAUCAUGGAAUCAUAAACGCUUGCACCUACCUAUCUUACUAUUAGUUGAAGCAUCGACGUUGCUGCCAAGUUUUGAAGCUUUCAAAGAAACCAUAAAAGGAAGUUUAUCUCAAAGCUUUUCACCAACAUCGUUAAAAAUAGGAUUGAAUAUUUUCAUAUUUAUAUUAAAGAGUCUGUGAAACUGUGAAAAACAUUUAUUAUCAGUUUAUUUACUAAUUCAAAUAGCGAAAAAUUGCAAAUAAAAACUCUUCUGAUAAAAUUUUUACCAUGAUAACAGCAUGCAUGAAAAUUGAAAAGCAAAAGUUGCUGUUUGCAAUUUUUUCUUUCCUAUUCAUCCGCCCAAAGAAAAAGGAAACGUGGAGCGAUGAUUUUUCUUCUUUCUAAACGAAGAAAAUCUGAAUAUGACUUUUUAACAAGCUCAAAAUUAGGGGGAAAAAAACUUUUGAGCACCCGAAAGAAGAAAGAAUUUUUGUUCUUCGUUUUCAUUGGAAAAAAAAGUUAUAAACAGAUAAGUUUUUGUUGAAUGUUUAACAGUUGAAUGCCCGAACGAGAGAGAAUACAGACACAAAAACUUUCAUAUUGAUAUGAAGCAAGAAAUUAUUCUUGGAUCUAAAUGUUUUGUUCUGUUUGGUUUUUGAUUUCCCUUAUGAAUAAAUUAUAUUGUAUACUGCUGUUGAAUAUUACUAAUCGACUAAUAAUUUGAACACGAAACUUCUAUUUUACUCGCUUUACCGAAACAUAAGUUUUUAUCUUUCAAUAACUUAUGUCACAUAUUUAUUUAUUUAUUUAUAUUUAUUUAGAAGAUUUUUGAAUAUUGUAAAAUCAAAAUGUGUAAAAGAAAAAUAAAUUUUUAUUGUAUACAAAUGUUUAUCCUGAAAAUAAAAAGAAAUUGUCUUUAAUUACUUCUAGCAUCAACAAAAGCA
Messenger RNA from Clunio marinus, 1949 nucleotides. Lineage: Eukaryota; Metazoa; Arthropoda; Insecta; Diptera; Chironomidae. The record is from the annotation of a GenBank genome assembly.